This is a messenger RNA of Paramecium tetraurelia, 6069 nucleotides long. RefSeq lists its product as uncharacterized. The transcript has 4 exons. The record is from RefSeq and is a predicted model, not a curated record. NCBI's taxonomy places the organism in Eukaryota, Ciliophora, Oligohymenophorea, Peniculida, Parameciidae.
AUGUACAAUAACUUCUUCGAACCCCUUUUUGAGAAAACUGAUGUUAAUAUUAUCAGUAAUAAAAUUUUAUUUGAUAUUGGUGAGUAUAUUGGAGAGCAAUCAGAUGAAAAUUUCAAGAAUCUCUAGAGUACCCUCACAUUGCUGAAUUAUUGCCUAGACAUCAAGCCACUUGCUUAAGAAUUAUUCAAUAACUAAAAUUUAAAAACUAAGUUAGAAUUAGCCAAGGUUAGGAUACCUCAAUUAGAUUAAAUAAUUAAAUAGAUUUUAGAUAAGAUAUAAUUAAAUGAUUAAGAAGAACAAUCAAAAUUUGACAUGUCUAUAAUAACAAAAAUAAUUGAUCUUAAAAAUGAAUACUUAUAAUAAUAUUUGAGGAUCUUCAGAAUUUACAUUCUCUAUAAUGAUUAAUUGCAAUAAGUAUUAAGUUUGGAUGAUGAAGCAACAGAGAUAUAAUUAACUGAUUGGUUAUAACAAAUGAUCACAAUAUUGGCCUAAUCAAAUUAGGAAAAUAGGGACAGAAUUUUGGAUAUUAUAACUUAUUUAAUUAGACAAUAAUUAGAAUUGAUUAAGUUGUUGUUCAAGUUGGAUAUUUUACCAACAAUAUUGUCAUUUUUGGAAUAAGGAUAAUCAAUUGUCAGAUGUCUUGUUUUAUUAAGAGAUAUGCUCGAAUAUAAUUAGUUGUUUCUCUAAUAAAUUAAUAAUUAAGAAAUUAUAGGAUAAAUUAAAGAUCUUGCCUCUAAAAAAAAGGAUUAAAAAUCAGUUUUAAUAUUAAUUUCUUAGAUUUUAAAUGCUCUUAAUUACUAAACUGAAUAAGAAUAAAUAGCAUUUCAAGUUAACGAAGAUUCAAAUUCUGAAGAUAUCACUUAAACAAUUGAAUAAAUUACUCUAUAAGCAAUAUGUGGUCAACUUUAAUACAGCAGUUAACUAUUUGAUUAAUUACUAUUUGCUAUUUAGAACAUCACUUUAAGUGAGCAAACUCUUCUUUCAUUGAAUUACAUCUUUGAAAAAAUGAUUCAUGAGUUAAAUCAAACUUAAGUUAAGCUUUUAGUAAAUGUAAUUGUGAAUUUAUUGACCUAAAAAUUAGAAUCCUAGUUAUAUAUUACCUAAAAAGUGUAUUUGGUAUACAUACAUUUAUUAGUUGAAAUAAAUUAAUAAUUUAGAUCAUUUAUAUAGAUUGAAUAAAUUCAAAUUUUGAAAUAAUAUCAUUCAGAUGAUGUUAAAAUAAUGAGAUAACUAGAUGAAAUAUCUCGGUUUAACAAUAAAGUAUACAAAAAAUUCAAGGAUUCAAGUUUAAUCUAAUAAUCAGGAUUUAUGACAUCCUCUAUAAGAUAAUCAAUAAAAAGUUAAGACUCGUAAUCAUCUGAGGGAAAGGAUAUUGAAACUGUUUUAGAUUAAAUUAUUUAUGUUAAUCUAAAAUAAGGAAAAUUAGAAAAAAUAAUAUCUUGUUUAUCUGAUAUCUAUCAAAUAACUAAAGACAACCCAGAAAUUCUUUAUAAAUACCAAAAUGAUAUAAUAGAGCUUUACUUAUAAUAUCCAACCAUUAAAAUUAUUUAAAAUUACACGAAAAUGAUACUGUCCUAAUUGGAUUAUAAAUCCUUGAUUUUUAAUUUUUUUGAAGAUAUGGAAUAGUAUGACACUCAACAACAAUUAAAAUUUUUAGCUGCCUUUUCAUUAUUUUAAUAAUAAUUUGAAUAAUAUCAUAAAACAAUUAUGAAAUAAAUCACAAAUUGGAUUUUGAUAAGAAUUGAUUAAAGCCAUAUCAAAUCAUUAUUGGUUAUUUGUUUAAAUUUAAAUCUUAAUUAAAGACAAUUAACAAAUUAUUUUUUGAAAUAAUUAAAUAAAUAUGAGGAUAUUCAACUCGAUAUCCUUCUUUAUUCAGUUUUAGCAAACUAAUAAAAAAUUAUGGAAAAUGAAUUAUUAAUUCAACUGAUUCAAUAAUAUGAACAGAAUGUUCGUUAUGAUAUUUCCAUUGAGAAUAUUUCAUCAGGAAAUUUACUCAGAUAUAAAAGUUUGGGUGAAUUAGUAACAAUAACAAAAGAUUUUGAUUUGAUUAAAUAGUUUAAUAAAUCCUUUAAUAUUGAUGUAUAAGAGAUCACAUAUAUGUAAUGCUUAAUUCUAUGUGAUUAAUUGCAUUUCUAAUUGGGAUUGAAUACAUUAAAUGAAUAGUAGCUUCUAGAAGUUAUAGAUGAAACAAAAGUGAUAUAAUUAUUAGAAAAGAUCUUAUAAGAAAGUUAAUAGGAAAAUAAUUAUGAUGUAACUUCACAAUCAAAAUUAUUAUAAUUAUUCUUAUUAUAGGCUUUUGAAGAUGUUGAAAUAUUUAUAAAAUAAGAGAUUUUAAAACCUUAACUGCAGGAGAAAUAAUUCAUUUAGCAAUUUUAGCAAAGCUUGGCUUAAUAACUCCAAAGAGUUUUGAAUUAGAAAUAAUUAAAGGAUGAAUAAUUAACAUUAAAAUAUCUAGCAAUACUAUCAAUCAUAGCUGAAUAAAAUGAUCUAUUACAGAAUCUUGACUUCAAAUCUUUAAUUUAAAUUCUGCAAAAACUUCUUACUUACCUAAAAGAAGAUAAUAUCUCUAUACAAUUGUUUGAAACAAUCCUUAAUUUGUUCAAAACUUUAUUUUAAUGGAACAAAGCAAAAACUUAUUAUAAAAUUACUUUUUUAAAAGAAAACAUUUUUCUAGAUAUUGGAUUGAAAUAUCAUUAACAUAAGGAAGUUAUCAAAUAAAUUUUAGUGUUAUUAGUAGGAUAGGAGUAAUAUGAACAAUAAUAUGCUCAAAAAUUAGAAUAGACAAAAACAAAAUAAGGAGAAAAUUAAAUAAAAGAAGAAUAAAAUUUAUUUUAAGAUCUAGCAAGUUAAUAUAUAAACGAUAUUCUCUCCCAGACAAUUACUAAAUAAAAAUAAGAGUUAGAAACCUAAUAAUAAGAAGUCGAAAGUUAAAAUUAAUAAUACUAACAAUAAGAGUAAUAAUAAUAACAAUAAUAAUAAUAAUAAUAACAAUAAAAAUAAUAAAAAAAAUCAUCAUCUUCAUCAAGUAGCUCAAGUUCCAAAUCUUCAGAGGAUGAAAAGAAAGUAAACUAAAUUGAGGCAGCAAUUGUUUUUAAUGAAGAAAAAGCUGAAAUAAAAGUGUAAUUAGAAUAGAAAAGACAUUCAAGUAGUUCAUCAAGCAAAUCUUAAGGUGAGUAAAUUAAGACAAAUUUUGUGAUUGAUAAGAACUUUGAAGAAGAUUAAUUCCAUACCUAAGUACAUUAAGAAGUUAAAGUAGAAUAAUAGAACUCAGAUGGUUCAUCAAGUUCUGAAGAAUUAAAUAGAAAACAGAAAAUCGUCAUUGCUGCUGCUGUUCAUCAUAAAAUAAAGGAUAACAGAAAAAAUAAAAGUAGUUCAUCUUCAUCGAUAUCAAGUUCAAAGGAAGAAAAAUAAUUAGAAUUUAAAUUAUAAGCAAAUGAAAAUCAAUUUAAGGUUGAAAUAGGAAAUGAGGAGACUCAAGUUCAAGCUGCUUUAGAAAUACCAAGAAUAUAGGAAGUUGUUUAAAUUGAACAGGAGAAAGAAGAAAAUGAAGAAUCUCGAUAACCAAGUUAUUUAAAGUAGAUGAUGGCGUAAUAAGAAGAAGUGUCAAGAAUUUAGGAUAAAUAAGUUGAUACUAAAUUAAAAUUAAAGUAACUUAAAGAAAAGAAAUAACAAUUAGAACAAGCAAAAUUAAAAAAAUAAGAGGAUGAUAGGAUCAGAUUAGAAUUAGAAGAGAAAAAUAAACAAGAGGAAUUAGAGAAAUAAAGAUUAUAGUAACUUGAGAAAAUACGAUUAGAUUAGGAGGAAUAAGAAAGAUAAGAGUUAGAGGAAUAAAUAAGACAAUAAUAGAUUCAAAAGAUAGCAUUAGAAUAAGAAGAGAAAAUCAGAUAAGAAUAAGAAGAGAAAAUCAGGUAGGAAAAAGAGGAAUUGUUAAGAAUUGCUCUUUUUGAAAGACUCAAGAGGGAAGAAGAGGAAAGAAAGAGAGAAAUUGAAAGAUAAGAAGAAGAGGAAAGAGAUAGAUAAGAAGAGCUUAUUAGAAUUUAAAAGUUGGAAUAAAUAAGAUUAUAAUAAGAAGAAGUUGAAAGAAAGAAGAAGGAGGAAUAGGAAUUGUAUAAUAAAUAAUAAAGAGAAUUAGAAAUAAUAAGAGAAGCUGAAUAAGCAAGAGAAUAAGCAUAAGCAUAAUUGAAAUUAGAUAUUAAAGUUGAAAAUUAAGGAGAUCACUAAUCUGGUAGAAUUGCUUUUGAAGUAAAUGAGAAUAAAUUUUCAACUUAAAUCUAAGAAUCAAAUAAUCCAGAAUAAUCUAAAAAUACACUAUCAUAUUAUUAUGGAUUACCACCUUCAAAUAAUUAAGAAGCUCCCUAAUUACGUUAAGAAGAUUUACGCUUAAAGGCAUCAAUUAUGUCUUAAUAAAACUAUGGAUAAUAAUAAAAUUACGGAAAUCAAAUAUCCUAUCAAGGAUUACAAUUAGAUUAAUAAAUAAACUUUGAGAAACAAGAAUUAUAAAUUAAAUAUGAUCCAGGCAAUAUUUUAUUUUCUUAAAAUGAAUAAAAAAUACUAGAAAUAAAGGAUGACGAAUUAUUAUUAUCUUCUUAGUUGAUAAAAUAAGCAGCAUUAAAAUAAGAACGAAAAAAUGAAUUUUACCAACCUUAAACUAAUACAAUAAAUUUUGUUUCAAAACAAGAAUUUAGUAGUAAUGCAGAUCAAGAAGUACCUGUCACAAAUUAUCAAAUUAAUAUUAAAGAACCUACUUAUGAUGAAUAAGAAAAGCAACAUAUAACAUAAACUAUUCAUUAAGAAAUUUUACCAUAAUAAUUUUCAUAAUAAGAAAAUAUAUAACAUUAAUAAAAUGAAAUAGCAUUAGCUAAUUAAGAAUUUGAAAUAAAUUAAGAGUAAUUUAAAGUUUAAAUUCAAGAACACCCAUAGUAAACUAUUUCAACCAACAUAGAAUAAUAGCAAAUAAAUAAUUAAGAAGUAGAAAAGCAAGUCUCGGUAACAACAGCGAUUGUAACUCAUGAAAUAAACAAAUAAGUAGAAGAAAAAGUAUAAAACAAUAAAGAGAAACAGCGAAGUUCAAGCAGUUCGAGUAAAUCCUCAUCUUCUUAAGAUAAAAAAAAAGAUGAUAAACACAAAGAAAAGAAGCAUAUUGGUAUGGAAGUAGGCAAGACACUUAUUGAAGCAAAGAUAAUCGAAUAGGGAAUUAAGGCAGAAUAAUAAAAGUAAAAGGAAUAAGAUGAGAAAUUAACAAAAGCAGAACAAAAACAGAAACUAGAAGCAGAGAAAAAACAGAAAGAAAUUCUUAAAGCAUAAAAAUUAGAGGAAGAAAAAUAAAAAAAGGAGGCUGAAAAACUACAAAAAUAAGAACUUGAAAGAUAAAAAAAGGAAGCAGAGAAAUAAAAGAAAUUAGAGGCAGAGAGAUUGAAAAAAGAGGCUGAAUAAAAAAAGAAGGAAGAUGAAAGAUUAAAAAAAGAGGCUGAAAAAUAAAAGAAAGAAGCAGAAAAGUUAAAGAAAGAAUAAGAUAAAUAAAUUAAAAAAGAAGUUCAAAAAGAAGUUGUUAAGGAUUUAAUAAUAUUAGAUGCUGCUAAAAAUAUUCAUUAAGAAAAGAAAGAAGAAGAAAUGGAUUCUAAAACAAAGCUUAAAAUGCUGAAAGAGUAAAAGAAAAUUGAAGAAGAAAAGACUAAAUAAGAGGAAUUGAAGUAAGAAAGACUUGUCUAAUUAGAAAGUACUUUAAUUGUUGCUGAGGCUUAACACUAACAUUAGCAUUAAACUAAGAAGCAAAGAUCAUCAUCUUCAUCCUCCUCCUCUCAAGAAAAGUCUCAUGAUGUCAAGAAAUAAGAAAAGCAUAAUGUACAGGUUGAGGUUGUUAAGAACGAUUAAGAUAACUAAGUUAGCUAAAAUGUUUUGAAAUUUGAAAUUACAUAAACUUCAUUUGAUGAUUCAUAAAAAAAUCAAUCAACUAUAGAAUUUAAGAUCAUUAAGAUAAUUAAAAUAAUUAAUCAGUUUAAUAAGAAUUUAUCAUACAUACUCAAUAGAACACUAAUAAAAUAGAAAUUCAAUAGUAAAAUUAAUAAUUGA